UCGGGGGGACAGCGAUGCUGAGGUUACUCCUGGCCUGGGUGGCCCUGGGGCCCACCCUGGCUCAGGGUCCCGGGCCCACGGAGGAGGCUGCAGCCUCCUGUGGCCCGACUAGCUGCUACGUGGUCUUCUACAGGCGCAGGACCUUCUUGGAGGCCUGGAGGGCCUGCCGCGAGCUAGGGGGCAACCUGGCCACCCCGAAGACCCCAGAGGAGGCUCAGCGUGUGGGUCUCCUGGCAGGCCGGCAGGCCGAAGAGGUCCCCGGACAGCUCCUGUGGAUUGGACUCCAGCGGCAACCCCGCCAGUGCCAUCCUCAACGCCCUCUGCGGGGCUUCACCUGGACCACCGGGGACCAAGACACAGCUUUCACCAACUGGGCUUCGCCUGCCGGUCUCGGGGCCUGCCCGGCCUUGCGCUGCGUGGCCAUGGAGGCCGGGGGCAGCCAGCUGUGGCGUGAGGGCUCCUGCACCCUUCCUGUGGACGGCUACUUAUGCCAGUUUGGUUUUGAGGCAGCCUGCCCGGCACUGACCAUUGAGGAGGGCCAGGACGGCCCCACACUCUACACCACGCCCUUCCAGCUGGUCACAGACACCCUGGACUGGCUGCCCUUUGGCUCCGUGGCUGACGUGCCCUGCUUGGAGGGUGGCAGCACUUCGCUGCUUUGUAUGCAGAGGCCCGAGGGUGGCGUGGGCUGGUCCCGCAGAGGGCCAGUGUGCCCAGGUCCGAGGCCCGGCGUGGCUGGCUGCGCUCUGGAUAACGGAGGCUGUGAGCAUGAGUGUGUGGAUGAGGCCGGUGGGAGAGUGUCCUGCCGCUGCGCUGAGGGGUUUCGUCUGGACGGUGAUGGGCACAGUUGUGUGGACCCCUGUGCCGAGGCCCCAUGUGAACAGCAGUGUGAGCCAGGUGGGCCUGGCGGUUACAGCUGCCACUGUCGCCUGGGCUUCCGGCCGGCGGAGGACGAGCCUCACCGCUGCCUGGACACAGACGAGUGCCAAAUCCCCGGUGUGUGCCAGCAGAUGUGCGUCAACUACGUUGGAGGUUUUGAAUGCUAUUGCAGUGAAGGGCACGAGCUAGAACCUGACGGCAUCAGCUGCAGCCCCCUGGGAGCAGGGCAGGGGGCCCUGGGUGGGGAGUCGCAGGAAGAGGAUGACGAUGAGGAAGAGGAGGAGGAGGAGGAGGAGGACGAGGCCUGGGACAGCUUUGAUGGGGGCUGGACCGAGUCCCUUGGGCCCCUGUGGUUGGACCCCACAAGACCACCGCUUGCCUUUGAGCCACCAUUCAGGCCCCUGCUUCCCCAUGUCAGCCCCACGCGGCCACCUCUCUUCAUCCCCCCCAGAUCUCCCUACCGACCCCCACUACUCUCAAUCACCCACCCCCCCAGGCUUCCCUCCACACACCACCCGUUGCCCCCUGCCCACUGGCUCCCCAUGAUCCCUGCAACCCACCCCGCUGUGCCCCCAGCCUACCAGCUCCCUAUCUUCUCUGCUACCCACCCUCCUGCUCAUAAGCUUCCUGCCAUCCCUGUUUCCCAACCCCCUUUGCCUCCAGUCCACAAACCUCCGCUGGGUUCUACCACUCACUUUCCCAUGCCCUCUGCACACCAGCUCCCUCCUCACUCUGCCACUAAAACUCCCUUGCUGCCUACCCAGCAUUCCCCUAGCCUUCCUACCAACCCUCCCACUUUGCCUCCUGCUCAUAGACACCCUGCAGCCCCUGGUGCCCACCGACCUGUGCCCUCUGCCCAGCAGCCCCCUCUGGUUUCUGCAACCAAGCCUCCUCUACCCUUCACCUCUCCGCUAACCUUGAUCACCAGCCCCCACAGGCCUCUGCACCCAGCUCAUUCAUCCCCUGGGCUUACUGCCACACGGUCCUUUCUCCAGCCCGCUCUCUCUCUUCCCCUUCCCACAGACCAGGCCCCACAGGCCCCCACUUCCCAAUCACCCAGACCCCAAACUUCAUCCCCCCUGGCCCCAGCCCCUUUGACUCCUGAAGCUCUCAGCAAGCUUCUGGCCUCUCCUACCCCUUCUCCUUUGCUACCAGGGACCCCUUCCUAUCCCCCCAGCAGCCCCCCAGACCCCGGUCCAGCCCUGGAUGUUCUGGGGUCCUCUCUGCCACCUCCCACAGCCCGGAGCCGGAGUCGCAGGGAUGACCGCUGGCUGCUGGUGGCCCUCCUGGUGCCCACCUGUGUGUUUUUGGUGAUUCUUUUAGCUGUGGGUAUUGUAUACUGUACCCGCUCUGGGCCCCGGGCCCCCAACAAAAGCAUUACAGACUGUUACCACUGGAUCACAAACUCGGGGGCCAAAGGGGAGACUGAGCCCAAGGGGGGCAGCCUGUCAGGGGUCAUGACCUGCAGAACCAGUGUGUGAUUGGUGGGAAGGAGGAGGACAGGAACCCCUCCCUCCUUGGACCUACAAGGAGCUAGCCCCUCUCCCAUGGAACUGGGGACAGGGGACCCCUAUUAGACUGAAGCCCAGGAAACUGCAUCCCGGGACCGGUGAGGGAAUCAGCUGUCCCCUUCAGUCCCAAGCUCACUACUACUCCCCAUAGGGUUGGGGGAACCCAGGUAUGCUGCCCCUUCACCCCUAGCUCGCCUCCAUGGACACACCUGGCCCAGCUCUCCUGCCAGGACCCAGGCAUCAGCCCACUGCACUCACUGUGGGGCACCAGGCCUCCUGGUCUGCUCUGCCUUCUCUGCUCACACUUUUCCAGUCCCUAGGCCCACCUCCAAGCCUCCCACCCAGUGGAAAUUGCUUGGCUCCAGGACCCUUUCAGGGCUUGGGGAGCACGAGGAGGUUGGUGGGAGGGGAAUCUCACCUGGACUGGCCAGGUCCUGGAAUAUUCCAAUAAAUGGGGUGGUGACCCUUA
This is a messenger RNA of Trichosurus vulpecula (common brushtail), 2859 nucleotides long. It is a transcript of the gene CD248, whose product is annotated as CD248 molecule. The coding region runs from base 15 to 2360 and encodes 781 amino acids. The record is from RefSeq and is a predicted model, not a curated record. Gene Ontology annotation, cellular component: external side of plasma membrane; extracellular matrix. Gene Ontology annotation, biological process: cell migration. Lineage: Eukaryota; Metazoa; Chordata; Mammalia; Diprotodontia; Phalangeridae. The transcript has a single exon. Gene Ontology annotation, molecular function: extracellular matrix binding; extracellular matrix protein binding; calcium ion binding.